AUGGAAUGGCUGUUAAAUGGCUGCCUCCCCUACAAACCUUUAUUUUUCAUCCCACCAUAUGUGUUAGUCACUGUCUCCAUCAGCAACAUUUAUUAUAUUUACCUUAAUCUAUUCAUAUUUAUCUUAUUCUUUCUCUAUACUUCCUUUCUUUUUUCUUUCUGUUCUUUCUUUCUUCACUCUGAACUUUCUUUCUCUCUUUUUUCUUCACUCUGUCCUUUCUUUCUUUUUUCUUCACUUUGUCCUUUCUUUCUUUUUUCUUCACUUUGUCCAUUCUUUUUUCACUGUGUACUUUAUUUUUUCUUCACUCUGUUCUUUCUUUCUUUCUUUCUUUCUUUCUUCACUCUGCUCUUUCUUCUUUCUUUUGCUCUGUUCUUUCUUUCAUUCUUCAUUUUAUGCUUCUGUACUUUCUUCUCACUGUUCUUUUUUCUCUUUUACUUCGCUCUGUGCUUACUUUCUUUCUUUAUUCACUCUGUUCUUUCUUUAUUCACUCUGUGCUUCCUCUUUUUCUUCACUUUAUUUUUUUCCUUCUUUCUUCACACUCUGCAUUCCUUCUUUCAUUCUUUCUUUCUUCACCCUGUUUUUUCUUUCUUCACUUUAUGCUUCCUCUCUUUCUUCACUCUUUUCUUUCUUUCCUUCUUUUUUCACACUGUGCAUUUUCUUUCUUUCUUUCUUUCUUUCUUUCUUUCUUUCUUUCUUUCUUUCUUUCUUUCUUCACUCUUUUCUUUCUUUAUCUCUUUCUGCACUCUGUUCUUUCUUUCUUUCUUUCUUCCCAGGUGUAUUAAUAUCUAUAUCAGUAAAUUUAUGCUUACUUGUAUCAAUUUAUCUAGGAUGGUGUAUGCAUCAUUUCAAUCCUGA
This is a messenger RNA of Acanthosepion pharaonis, 855 nucleotides long. The record is from the annotation of a GenBank genome assembly. Lineage: Eukaryota; Metazoa; Mollusca; Cephalopoda; Sepiida; Sepiidae.